CGCGCAUGCGCAGAAAGCCGUCACGUGAUCAGGUCCGCUGAACAAGUUCCCGUUCGACUUUACCUGUCACCUGUCGAGUGUUGAGACGAAGACUGUUGGUUUUUGUGAAAACUGAAACUGCAGUUUCGGGGCUCGUCCGACCGCAGAAAAAACUAAUGGACCCGAAGACUGCAGCCGGCAUUGUAGUGGGAGCCGGAGCCGGAGCAGUGGUCGCCGUGGUCGGGGCCCCUCUGGUUCUGGGAGCCGUAGGUUUCACCUCAGCUGGGAUAGCUGCCGGCUCCUACGCUGCCAGCAUGAUGUCAGCAGCCGCCGUGGCCAACGGGGGGGCGGUGGCCGCAGGGAGCACCGUGGCUGUUCUGCAGGCUGCAGGUGCAGUUGGUCUGUCAGGGGCUGUCACUGCAGCUGUGACCGGCGUUGGUGCAGCAGUGGGAUGGCUGGUCAGCCUCAUCGGCGGCGGCAGAAAAAAAAAAGCAAAAAAAGAAUCAACAUGCGAAGAUGACUCUACUGCCAAUAACGGCACCAAUUGAACUGGAUGACUUGCUAAGCAGCAUUUUUGCGAUCCCUGACGGUUUGAAUGUUUUUCUUUUAUGCAUUUUAGACCAUGGAUCCUAUAAAGCUUAUUAGUGAUACUGCAGCCAUGUUCAUUUGAUGUUCAUCAGACAAGCUAAACAGAAAAUGAUCCCGAUAUUGACUAUUUGUGUAAAGAUAACAUGAGACUUGUUGCUGAGGAGGCUUUGCCUCCUGGUGGCAGUGCAGGGUACUACAGCAAGGUGUUUUCAGACUUGUGCCAUAUGGAGAAUUGGAAGUUUUCAUUCAAUUCUCCACUUUUACUCUAAUAAACUAUUGUAUAUAAAUGGUAAAAGGCGGUUUUGAUCAAUAUAACUGUUAAAAUAAAAAAAAAAUAACCUUAACUGUCAUAUUUGAUUGUAAUACAUGCUAUAUCAAGUUUUUUUUAAAAUGCAUUUAAAACCCUGGUUUUAUUUUGAAAGGUAGAAGAAACCAUCAUAUGACACAGCAUUUGAUGCCUUUUUUUUUGCGUGAGAAAUUUGAGUGCGUGACUAAAGACCGAAAAUAGUGA
Molecule: messenger RNA, 1078 nt
Organism: Gasterosteus aculeatus aculeatus (three-spined stickleback)
Lineage: Eukaryota; Metazoa; Chordata; Actinopteri; Perciformes; Gasterosteidae
Product: interferon alpha-inducible protein 27, mitochondrial
Biological process (GO): intrinsic apoptotic signaling pathway; release of cytochrome c from mitochondria
Cellular component (GO): mitochondrial membrane
Source: RefSeq, a predicted model, not a curated record